AUGAGGUACAUCAGCCUUGACGGCCCACCCCUUGGGGGCAUACCACCUCAGGAGUUUGCAUUUCUACAAGCGUUCCAUAUGCCACUUUUCGCUGGAUACUCUUUUGCUGUCCGGGAACAGCCGUCCACUCCGGCUCCAGCUACCAGUACAUCCCCUACACCUAGUCCUAUGGGACAAGUCAUUUUACAACAAAUAUUUACGACUAAUAUCCCAGCAGCAGCAGCCCCAGCCAUGGCUCCUGCUCAAGCUACAGCCCCUACCCCUAGCCCACCCGCCGCUCAGCCUACAUCUCCGCCAUCAAGGCCACCUCCUGCCGCACAGUCUCAAGCCAGUCGCCUGCCUACCGGUGCAUACCCCCCAAAUAGUGACCGGGCCUUGGUUCUUCCAAACGGACAGGGGUAUAUCUUCCCCCAGAAACAUACAACUAUACACAUCAUCGAAGCCUACACUGCCCCCUGGGAUAAUCCAGGUGACACCUUUCAGUGGCGCUCCUACCGUGUGCCUUCUACGAUGACCGUUUCUGAACUAAUAGAGCAGCUCUGCCCCACCAAAGCUCCAGACGGCCGUGAGGCCACAGCUCGUGGGAUCACCGAGUGUCUUGAGGUUGGCGACGGCUCAUGGCUGAAAGGCUCUGAUUUCUGGGUCGGAGGUCACCGUGGCAGCGACGAUAAUAUGAAGCGUCGUGUCAAACAGACCCUUGCUACUGUGGGCUGGACGGAUCAGCGAGGAGCCGUCGCGCAGCCAGUUUGGAUUACCAUCAACAUCACCGUAGGGUAA
Molecule: messenger RNA, 777 nt
Organism: Microsporum canis CBS 113480
Lineage: Eukaryota; Fungi; Ascomycota; Eurotiomycetes; Onygenales; Arthrodermataceae
Exons: 2
Coding region: 1-777 (258 amino acids)
Source: RefSeq, a predicted model, not a curated record